Vitrella brassicaformis is the source of this 2598-nucleotide messenger RNA. The record is from the annotation of a GenBank genome assembly. Lineage: Eukaryota; Vitrellaceae.
AUGCGAGCUAAGAGUGAGAGGCGCAUGGCUUCUCUUUAUCGCGCCUACACGCUCCCCAAGGAUCGGCCGGGGCGGUUUGGGCGGGCAGAGUCUGAUUCGAUUGCGGCAUCCAAUGAGACCAGCCAGCAUGACUCAAUCGACAUCGACACAAACACCAAGAGAAAGCGACAGCGGUCGGCGGCCACGAAGGCAGCGCCCGAGACGGACGUGCUCGGCCUGAUGACAAGGAUCUGGAGCCAACAAAUAUCGCCGAGGAGAAAAGACAAGCCGAAGUCCCCCAAGCGAGACAGAAGAGAAGACACCGACAAGGUCGGCGAACUCAAGAAUCAGCUGGAGGAAAUGAAGGCUGAAGUGAGCAGUUUGCAAAGGCGCAGCAUCGCCCGCAAGUCUGACGCAACGACACUGCGAGCAAUCGAUGAAUUGCGCGGGUCAGCAAGACCCUCUGGAAGGCCUCCACGGGAGCUGAGGGCGCUGGACGAGCGGAUGCAAGAUAUGCAGAGACAAUGGGAACGACAGCUGGAACUCCUCACGUCUCACUUGGAUGGCCGGGAAAGGGAGGACGAGAAGAUACGGACGGAACUACAAGAGCUGAGAAGAGACCGAGACGCAACACAGCAGCCCCUCCAUCGCCGGCUAGAGCGUCGAGUUAGCGACCCUGCCUCUUCCGUCCCGGAAACGGCAACGAUUGCAACCCCGCCUUCACAGACCGUCGUCGCCCCUCUGGAAUCGCCACGACGCUUGUCGGCCAUCAGCCAGCGCAUCAACGACGCAGCAGAGAGGAUGGGAAGAGUGGAGAGAAGGCUGCAGACUUUGGAGAGAGACCUUGAAGACAUAUUGAGCACUCAUGCGGUGAUGAGGGAGUGCAUUGUUGCGGUGCGCGAUGAGCUGAACGCUGAAAUUACCGACUUGAAAAGACAAACGGGGGAAGACAGAAUAACUGUGGAGAAGGCACUUGCCGAUAUAAAGAAGUCCAUUAAGGACGAGUCUUUUGCCAUGCGCAAGGCCCUGACUGAGGAGAGAGAGUGUCGAAGCGAGGGGCUCGAGAAGAUUCACUGCGCGAUCCAGAAAGACAGGGCUGCGGCUGUGAGAGAGUUUGACAUCCUGCAUGAGCACUGUGAACGAGACCGGGGACAACGGAAAAGACUGACCACCAAAAGGGUACGCUGCAUGGAAUGAGACACACAACACACACACCAACUUUGGAAUGUGGCUUCCUCUCCUGAACAGAUCGGUCCCGAAGACAUUGAUAGGAGACAUGUAGGUUUGCCAGGAGAAGAGCCUGGAGCAGAUGUUCCCCUUUCUCCGAGCAUGUCGCACGGCACAGUGAUCAUCAUCUCAUCAUCUCAAUCGCCGGCGGUCUCUUUGCUGAGACAUCAGAUCGUAUUCGACUCAAACGGUACGCUGUUGCCUCCUAGACAUAUUUAGAAAAAGACACGCACUCUCUGUUGCCUCCCAGAGACGUGUUGUACGCGCAAGACAACGGAUUCCGACCGCUGCUGGUAUGCGGGAGCACACAAGAUGAGCCAGGCCAAAGACACACACACAACCACUCUCUUUCGAAGUAGGUCAUCGGCUGUCCGCCAUCACUUCGGGUCAGACCUCCAGAGGAAUACCUCCGCCAGCUGCGGCAAGCUGUCUCAGAAACGUUGGAGGACCGCGCAGCCGUACUUCCAUGUAAGUGUAUUACUGAUGUCGGCGUGCAGCUGCUGACUUUGGUUGGGAGCAUGUCUUGCGAAUAUGUGUGUGCAGUGAAUGAGGACGCCACGAAUGCCGUCCCACAGCCGGGGCACUUCCGCAACGUGCUGGACGUGAGCAAGAGGACUCUUGGUGACGGGGCGAGGCUCUGUCCUGGGCGUUUCUUUGUCAUUGCCGCCAUGGGUACGGUAUACCAUACCGCAUCCUCUUGAUUGAUGUACCUGAUUCUCCUCCAUUUUUGCGUGUAUUGCGCGUGCCUUGAUGAACGUUUGUCUGCAGCAGUUCUCUGCGUGCUGGCUCCUUCGUGAACGCCCUUGUGGAUCCACACGAAGCUGCUGCUGCCAUCGCAAGGACACUCGGUGAGUAGGCAAUAUAUACAUCGAUAGAUAGACAGAUAGAUACGCCUUCGUUGUUUGCAGUUGCAUGCCAUUGGGUCGCCAUAAUAGAGGAAUGGGAGGGCUGUAAGGAGUCCAAAUGUAUUAGGCCUGAAGACGUCAACAACUUCAUCCGGACAGCAAAUCUGCCGGUACGCCGCUCAUAGUCAGGUCUUCGCUCAGCACCUCUGGUCCAUGUCUCAUGCUCCUGUGAAUUCAUGCAGGAAUCGAUCAAUCGCAUUCUGACGCUGCAGUCGCAGACCGUCAUCGUGCGGGGUCCCCCGCUGUGUACAGGGGUGUAUGGCUCUCUGGCUGCGCCCCAUGCCGUGUACGAGCAUUUGUUUUCCGGAGACAAACGAGGCAUUGUCAUAAGACAGGAAAGCAAGUAGCGUGUCCUGCCCUGUGUUGAGACUUGCAUGUCUCACGUACAUGUUUGCACUACGUGUAUUUGUACACGAAGCGAAGCACACAAUCGCAUUGAGUCGUCGGUUGACACAGUUGAGGACGAUAUCGAUGGCCGGCAUCAUGC